AGAAGUUCCCACAGAAGAGGAGGAGGCCAGACUCAGUCCGGCGGAAGCUCCUGCUCAAGACCGUCGUUUUCCUGCUGUCUCCUUUCUUUUCUACGCCUUUUCCAAACGUGUGGCUUCUCAGAUUAUUAUUAUUAUUAUUAUUAUUAUUAUUAUUAUUAGCUUAUGACCUGACGAUUUAUGGUUUUGAAUGAACUUUUGUCCACAAACUGAGGAGAAGGGAACACACUGUAGGACUCGAAAUUUCUUCCAAAUGGAUAUUAAUACCACAAAGCUGCUGUUAUUUUUUGUAGCUGGAAUUUUAGCAAAAGAGAACACUGAGGUGAAAGUCACAUGCAGUCCUCGAGGUCUGGAGUGUAAUAAGACAGCUCUUCACCUAGAGAUGGAGGAGUGUGGAGGACGCUUCAAGAAUGAUAUGGCUGAGUUGGACCCCCAGAACUGGUGCAACUUAACACAUUUUAUUAGUGAGUACCACUACUUUACAUCCUGCACAGAGAACAAUGCAGUGAAGAUCGGCUGCUUUUGGCCCCACCCAGUGGUAGAGCACUAUAUUAUCCUUAUCCACAAACAAUUCUUUUCCAACUGCACUUAUAUACCCAUGGCCUGGACUGGCAUUAGAGAAGACACUUCCACCUUAACCAUACAUAUUCUUAUUAUAGUUACAGUCUUUCUAACACUAGCCAUGGUCACAUCAGUGGUAUGGUGCAGCAGGCAAAGGUAGUACCUUUAGGUUGAAAAUGUUAUGUAUACUGUAUGCAAGGCCUGUUUUACCCAGAGUACCACUCACACAUUAAACCUGGCUUCAUGAGCUUUGUAUUUAUAUUUAAAGCAUUUUUAACCAAAGUGACUUACAAAUGAGACAAGAUGCAUCUGUGCAGUUGAGGCCUAAAAGCCUUGCUGAAGCACCCAAAAGUGGCAGCUUGGCAAUACUGGGAUUUGAACUCACAGCCUCUAACAGGGCUAAUGGUAGUUUAAUUCCAGCAUUCAGUGGUACAGGGCGUGUAAAUAGUCAUAAUCACUGGACUAAUCUGGUUUAAAUUGACAUUUCAGGAGAUAUUGUUGGAAUUUUUAUUGAAUAACCAUGCACAAACCUAUAAUAUAUACCUAAAUAUAUACACCCUACAGUGAACUAUGAUGUGUUAUCUGUUUUCCCCUUUUUGCUUACUUCCAAAGGAAAAUUGUUGAUAACAAGGAAUGGGACAGAGAAUAAACAACCAUAAACUGUAAAAUUCUAAGAGAACAGCAAAUGGAUAAGCCUGUACUAUGUAUUGACUUGAAUUUACUAUGUGAAAAGGUUCAUGGGAGUGAUUAGGACAUGGUGAACGUGUAUCGAAUAGUGAGUAUGAACAUUAUUUUCUGUAUAACAAAUAAAGUAUGACAAGGUGCAUGGCAAGGAAAA
Molecule: messenger RNA, 1396 nt
Organism: Pangasianodon hypophthalmus (striped catfish)
Lineage: Eukaryota; Metazoa; Chordata; Actinopteri; Siluriformes; Pangasiidae
Product: receptor activity-modifying protein 3
Exons: 3
Coding region: 188-718 (176 amino acids)
Biological process (GO): protein localization to plasma membrane; calcium ion transport; G protein-coupled receptor signaling pathway
Cellular component (GO): signaling receptor complex; cell surface; membrane
Molecular function (GO): coreceptor activity
Source: RefSeq, a predicted model, not a curated record